AAAGUUUAAUUAAGGUUUCACGCUCCUUCAAUUAAUUCUCACAUGAUACGCGUGAGGAAGAAGUUGUCUUACCCAGUUGCGUUAACCCAAGGGUUUACCGAGCUCAUUUGAGAGAGAGAAGAGGAGAUAGCGGACGCCCAUCAUCAUCGAACACUCUGCUGUUCUCUUCCUCAUCGGUGUUCCAACCUGCAGGAAAACCGGGCCAAUCGCAUCCAUGUCGCGCCAUCAUCUGCUGCAGGAUUGCCGUUAACUCCAAGGCUGAGUUCCUGACAAGGUCCAAUUCACAGUCAAAGAGAGAGAGAGAAAGAGAAAGAGAAACCCGCUCCCAUUAAACUAGAGGAGCUCCUCGGAUGCUCAUCCUGUGGCCACUUCUCGGGCGUCACCUUCUCCUCCCCCUCGUGCCAUUGCUGAUUUCUAGGUUCUUGGGAAUGGUGGAGAAGCCUGGGAAACACCUUUUUACGAGGCCUUGAGGAAGGACCUGUCUUGUCUUCCCCACAGAGAUAUCUAGCUUCUUCUUCAGCUGAGAACCAAAGCUUCUGCUAGUGGAUCGAUCGAGCUGGUCUCUUGUCAGUCGGAUGAAGGACAGAGUGGUGGUGUGAGAGGAACUGGUGGUGGAGAUGGUGCAGCAGCUAAACAGCCUCGGUUUGGAUCUCUCGAGCGGGACAGCGACCGAAUCGGAGUUGCCGGCUACUCCCUCGGUGGUUUACAUGGACGUCAACGUCGUCCCCGAGCAUGACAAAGAAGGACUGGCAUCCACGAUCUCCAGCCUCCAAGGCAGUAUGGAAAUGUCGGAGUUGAGAUCGAAGCAGAUAUACCUCGACGCUAAACGGCGAGAGGCUCUCGACAAGAUACUAGACAUCAAAGGAAGCAUCAGGGUGUUCUGCCGAGUCAAGCUCAUGGAUGAGAGAAAGGCGGCGUCGCCCAUCUCCACCGAAGCAGACAAGAUCACUGUUCGAUCGGCCGGAACGAGGAAGGAAUUCGUCCUCGACCGGGUGUUCCACCCGGAGUCAACGCAAGAGGAUGUCUUCCGAGAAGUCAAACCGAUCCUGAGAUCUGCGCUCGAUGGUCACAACGUCUGCAUCUUAGCAUAUGGUCAGACUGGAACGGGGAAGACGCACACAAUGGAAGGAAACAAUGGCCGUCCGGGGAUCGUUCCUCGAGCCAUAGAAGAACUCUUUCAUCAGAUUUCUCGGGACGAAUCAGCUUCGUUUACCUUGUCGAUGAGCAUGCUUGAAGUCUACAUGGGAAGCCUCAGAGACCUGUUCGUCCACAGGCGAUCUCCAGCUCGAGUCACGCAUCGGAUUCCUAAAUGCAAUCUCAGCAUCCUGAGGAGCAGCGACGGCACGGUGGAGAUCGAGGGACUCACAGACGUGCAGGUGACCGACGUGAAGCAGGCUCGCCGGUGGUAUGCCAGGGGGAAGCAUGCUCGCUCUACCUCCUGGACUAACGUCAACGAUGCCUCGAGCCGGUCGCACUGCUUGACCAGAAUUACCAUCUCUCGAUCGAACGACGCGGUGGACGGCACUAACAAUCUUGUUAGCAAGAUUUGGCUGGUGGAUCUCGGCGGCAGCGAGCGCUUACUGAAGACAGGCGCCACCGGACAGACGCUGGACGAAGGGCGGGCGAUCAAUCUAUCGCUAUCUGCGCUUGCUGAUGUUAUUGCUGCUCUAAGAAGGAGGCGCGAUCACAUCCCUUACAGGAACAGCAAGCUCACUCAGCUCCUCAGCGACUCGCUAGGAGAUGGGUCGAAGGUUUUGAUGAUCGUGCACGUCAGUCCUGGCGAAGACGACGCAGGGGAGACUGUAUGUUCUCUGAGCUUUGCUACGAGAGUCAGAGCUGUGGAGGCAAGCAGAGAGCUGUCAGAGGACACCAAGAAACGGAAGCAGCAGCGCGUCGCAGAGCUCGAGCAGGGAGUCCAAGAGGCCGAAGAAGAGCUGCGGAGGGUGAGAGACCAGAUGGAGAGGACCGCGAAGCUGAUCCAGGAGAAGACGAACACCUUGCGAGUUGAUCUAAGGGGAUCACCGAGAAGCCCCCUGACACUAAACCCUGUGGAACUCGACGGAGGAGACACCAAGACGGCAGAGAAGCCAGUGCAAAGGGCACGCGCAGCUCCGGUUCCUCGUUUCAUGUCCUCCACGGCGUGCAGCCGGCGGCGGCAGCAGCAGGCUGCAGAAUCACUGGGCAGGGCGAGAAGGAGAUCGACGGAUUUGCGUGGAUCGCAGUCGCACAGCUGCUAUCAAACGUCAAAGAAGAUGACAGUGGCAUACAGGCGAAGAGAUCCGCCAUUGUCAUUGCAGUGUAAUCCACUGAACGUGAGCCACGACAGCGUGGAUUCAAGGGGAUCCUGGUCAUCGUCGAAGACCAAGAAGGUCUCUAAUUCUAAUCCUAAUCUGAGAGUUGCAUUGCAUCAGCAGCAUCGAAGAAGGAUGUCUGAUCUAAUCUAAGUCGAUGUUUGGUGUAGAGUAGUUCGCCUAAGCCGCAUCUUUCUUCUUCUCUUCCUCGAGGAAAGGCAUGUUUCAAUGAGAUGGCUUGAUCAUUCUUUUGGCUAUGUCAAUGAUUCCCUUUGCUUGGCA
Musa acuminata subsp. malaccensis (wild Malaysian banana) is the source of this 2573-nucleotide messenger RNA. The record is from RefSeq and is a predicted model, not a curated record. NCBI's taxonomy places the organism in Eukaryota, Viridiplantae, Streptophyta, Magnoliopsida, Zingiberales, Musaceae.